AUGUUGGGCGGCUCAAACUCGCGCUCUUCGAGCAGCUCACCUUCUUCUCCGUUGCUCAGGACUGAAAGCACUGCCACCGAAGCAGAUAUUGUCGAGCACUGGGUCGGUAAGCUAGAGGGAUGCCCACCACUUCUUGCCCAACUUCCGACAGAUCAGUUGGGACCAGCUGAACAACAUCGAGAGGCAGAACUUGUGUCCGUCACAUCUUGGCUAAAAGGAACCGCUCUGCCACACGACAACACUGCAGAAGCCACUGCACGACUCAUAUGUGGCUUGGCCACCCUGAUGGGCAGGUAUAGUCUGGCUACUGAGCUGGGCCUCGGCCUUUGGCGGAGUGACCUGAGCUCGCCGGGCUGUCAGCCCAUGCGGGUGAGCCUGCUGAGGCAGCCUGGUGAUGCAACUCCAGUGCUAGGAUCCAGAGUGGCAGAAGAGGAAAGCUCUGUGGUAGCGCCUCUAUCAUCGUAUUCUUCCGCCGAAUGCUUUAUUCAGCGAAUUCAGAAGGAGGUACUGCUCUUCAAGGACUCGCGGUUGCUCCUUUGCGAAAGCGGCCUACGCGAGCUGGAUAAGCAUUCCCAGCGCGAGGCCCCGCCGAGUGCAAGCUUGCAACGCUCCCAAGUGCUAGAGGCCUGGAGCUAG
Durusdinium trenchii is the source of this 636-nucleotide messenger RNA. The record is from the annotation of a GenBank genome assembly. Lineage: Eukaryota; Dinophyceae; Suessiales; Symbiodiniaceae.